This is a messenger RNA of Girardinichthys multiradiatus, 3290 nucleotides long. Its product is annotated as protein phosphatase Slingshot homolog 3. The record is from RefSeq and is a predicted model, not a curated record. The transcript has 17 exons. Gene Ontology annotation, biological process: protein dephosphorylation; actin cytoskeleton organization; negative regulation of actin filament polymerization. The coding region runs from base 276 to 2126 and encodes 616 amino acids. Gene Ontology annotation, molecular function: protein tyrosine/serine/threonine phosphatase activity; actin binding. Gene Ontology annotation, cellular component: cytoplasm. Lineage: Eukaryota; Metazoa; Chordata; Actinopteri; Cyprinodontiformes; Goodeidae.
CAAGCCCAGCCCGGCGCAGUGGAGCAGCGGCCGCUCGCUCGGCUGUAAAUGGUCUGUCGACGGCAGCAGAGGGCGGAAUAAGGAGCUCUGGGUACGGAAGACAUACCCAGACGCCAAAACAGGAAAUUAGAGCGGAGGACCCAGUCUGGAAAGGUUUGCCAUUUCAGAAAAAAGUGCCCAAGCACCAACGGCUGGCUGUUGGCUGAGGAACCUGUAGAACCUGUCUGGGCCUGCCAGAAACCACUGGCUCGCUGGAGUAAGACUUAUACUGUGCAAUGGCUCUUUUGACCUUGCACAGGAUCCCAUCCGGCUCCACCUCCCCGGAUGAAAGCCUUCAAAAGAGAGGACGACUUCAGAAAAGAGAGAGCUUUGCAUUCGUUAAAGGAGCUGCUCUUCUGCUGGAAGAUGCUGACGCUGGGGGUCUCAAAGAUGGCACUUCUUCACAUGACGUGACUUCUCCUGUGAAAAAAGGCACUGGAGCAUCAGAGACUCAGCACAGACACCUCCACGCCAUGCUAGAACAGCUCAGACCUGAAGAUAACAUCAAGCUGGCGGUGGAGCUGGAGUCGGUCAGCCCGGUCAGAGUCAGGUAUCUGAUCGUCGUCUCCACGCUGGCAAGCAAACAAGAGAGCAUUCUGCUGGGCAUGGAUUUCCCCAGCUCAGACAGCACUCAUUGCACUAUUGGCCUGGUUCUGCCGGUAUGGAGUGACACACAAGUGUAUCUGGAUGGAGAUGGUGGUUUUAGUGUGACGUCGGCUGAGGACACCAAAAAUUUUAAACCAGUUUCCAUGCAGACCAUGUGGUCAAUCCUGCAGGUGUUGCACGGCUGCUGCGAGCGGGCAGUCAAAGCAGCCGUAAUCCCAGGCAGCGGGCUGGAGUGGGCCCAGCACUAUGCCAAGCGCAUUGAGUCCGACCGGUUCUGCCUGAAUGAGUGGGAGGCCAUGAACGACCUGGAGUCAGUGCGCAGGGACAGUAAUGGACAGAGCUCUGCAGACAGAGUUUCCAAUGAAAGGCUCAUCAAAGAGCACCUAAGAGACAUCAUGAGGACUGAAGACCUUGACAACCUCACGUCCAAAAUGGUGCACACUGCUCUGGAGACCAGGAUAGGGUUUGACAUGAGACCCUACAAGGAGUACAUUGAUAAUGAGAUCUUGGUUACCAUGGCUCAGAUGGACAAACCUUCAAAAAUAUUUGAUUACCUUUACCUGGGCUCCGAGUGGAACGCAGCUAACUGUGAGGAGCUGCAGAAAAACAACAUUGGCUACAUCCUGAAUGUCACAAGGGAGAUUGACAAUUUUUUCCCAGAAUCCUUCAGUUACAUGAACAUCAGAGUAUAUGACGUGGAGGCCACCGAUCUGCUCUCUCAUUGGCCGGACACAUACAACUUCAUCAACUCUGCAAGGAAGAGUGGAGAGGCGGUGUUGGUGCACUGUAAGAUGGGAGUGUCUCGAUCCGCAUCCACGGUGAUCGCCUACGCCAUGAAGCAGCAACACUGGGCUCUGGAGGAGGCGCUGGCCUACGUUAGGGAUCGCCGCUCCAUCGUCAAGCCCAACGAUGGUUUUCUGAAGCAGCUUCAGACCUACAGCGGGAUCCUCAACGCAAGCCAGCAACGUCACAGCGCUCUCUGGAAGCCAAGACAGAAGUCAGUGCGAAAGGACAAGGGAGGGCCGGUCGACAAGCCAGGAGAGGAGGACGAGGAUGAAGACGAGGAUGAAGACGAGGAAGAUGAUGUAUACAGUCCAGAUGAAAAAGAUUCCAUCAGUCUAGAUGAGAAAAAUAAUUCAGAGGAAAACCUAGAGGUGUUUGGAGAACCAGUUCCACAAUCUGACAACCUCCAGUCUGCCAGGCAGGAAGGACCAGGUCCCAUUAUCACUAUAAAUGAACCAGACAAAGUUGCUUCAAGUGUGAACCGCAGUGGCAGGAUGAACCUCUUCUCCCUCAUGCAAUCCAUUAGCGAACUAGAUGACGAGGAUAAGGGACAUGAGCCGCUUUCUGGCAGUCCGAGGCGCUCUCCUAAGCAGCGAAGGAACAGCCACGGCCGACGGGGGCUCGCCCACCAAAAAGCAUGCGUUGAUUUGUCACCAGAGCCGCGCUCCCUGCCGGAUGGUGGUCAAAGCAAGCACUAAAAUGAACAAAGAGCUGGACAAUCAGGGAGAAAGGGGUUUCACUAAAGGAAAUCCUGUUGAACCCAGGAAACAUGCCAAGGUAGUUCUAUUGAAGCUGUAUUUUGUGUUUCACGAACUUCCAUUGCACAUCUGAGCUCCUAAAAAUACCUGUUUUAUUUUAAUGAGGUUGUGUGUUAAGUAUUGUUGUACCAGUGACAGGCAGGAUUUCCUAUUGCUGAUGUCAAAGUGGUAUUAUGGUUAUAAAGUGUUGUCAUUAGGACUCACAGAGGCCCCUUCUUGCCUCCUGAAGCUUUCCCUUAAACACUGCAGAGAUCUAUGCAAUACCUGUAAUCUCCCAUUCCCUGGUAAACACGAGGCUUUAAACUACCACUUCUCUAUUUCCUCCCAAAAAAUGGUCCUUGGUCUCUGAUGGAAGGAUUUUCCUGUAUCUAAGCUGUGCAUUACAGACCACGUUAAAGGCCAGUUUUUAUGGCACAUGCCUGAUUGCCAAACUGUUUUUCUACGUGACAGUGAAUAUAUUUAAUUGAAGAAAAAAUAUUGUAAGGAACAACUGUAGACCAUUUUAUUUUUAUUCUAUUGUAUACUCCUGGACUGCAUGAGUGCCUUCAACCUGAGAAUAUAGGCUGGUGUUUUUGUUUUUUACUAGAUGGCCCCAUCUUGUAUCUUUCCUAGUUUCUUACUUGGUUUAAUGGCUUCAUCAAUGUGAUUUUCAGAGAUUGAGCUUUAUAUAUAUAUAGGUAUCCAUGUGUAAUUGCUGGUGACCUGGGUGCAUGUUGCUGUGCUUAUAUUCCAGCCUGUGAGACCAAAUCAUUCAGGGUUACUUUUAUUGUGUAUUUAUAUGAACUUUAUUAUUGGCUUCUACUCCAGAGGUCACCAGAUGCUGAUGUGGAACAUUAUUUCAUGCUGGUGUUAUUCUUUUGAGUCCAACCAAGCUCAAGCUUAAUUCAUUAAACCUGCAUGUGCACAAUUAAAAUCAAUUACAUGCACUUUAUAAUCCCACACUGUUCACACUGCCUGAAGCAACCCUACACUGUACCGUGAUCUGAUUGGUAACUGUAAGUUGCAGCCGAAGCUGAUCUGUUGUGCUGGUAAGUUCUUGGCUUUCUGUAGCUCACUCUUGUUUACGAAACAUUCAGAGUGACAAAUAAAGAAAUGCCACCCCAA